AUGAUCACAUCAAUACGACCCAUCCUCCCCGCCAGCCGGUGUGUCGCAUCUUUAUCGCGGCUGGCGUCAACACGACCCCUGCGCGCAGCCCCUCUCCAGACACUACGAUACCCGCCAUCCUUACGAGCCUUCGCUUCGACAUCCAGAUCACCGUCCACCUCACCGCCCUCGCGCAAGCCAUACUACAUCACCACGCCGAUCUUCUACGUCAACGCAGAUCCGCACAUUGGGCACCUCUACUCGGAUGUCAUCGCCGAUGUCUUCGCUCGGUGGCAUGGCUACAUGCAUUCUGGCUAUUCUCCUUCCUCCUCCUCUUUGCCGGAAGACGAUGCAGUGAGACCACUGCUCAGCACGGGGACGGACGAGCACGGGCUGAAGAUCCAACGAGUCGCCGAGAGCGCCGGCGAAGACCCUCGUCUGCUGUGCGAUCGCAUCAGUGGGCGGUUCAAGGAGCUAGCGGACGCGGCCAACAUCGACUACACGGGCUUCAUCCGCACCACCGACUCCGAUCACAAAAUCGCAGUCGAGCACCUGUGGCGCACUUUACGCGACAAGGACCUCAUCUACAAAGGCUCCCAUGAAGGAUGGUAUGCUGUCUCUGAUGAGGCAUUCUAUCCCGAAUCCGCCGUGCACAAGGUCAGCAACCCCACGGGUGAGGAGAUGCAGAGCAUUGAAACGGGUGCUCGAGUCGAAUGGUCCCAGGAGGAGAACUACAAGUUCCGUCUAUCUGCGUUCCGUCAACCUCUUCUGGACUGGCUCCGAGCCGACGCGCGGUCGGUGCAGCCGGCAAAAAAGCACGCCGAAGUGCUCGCCGAGGUGGAAGCUGGGCUUUCGGACCUCUCGAUCUCGCGCCCUCGCAGCCGGCUGUCCUGGGGCAUCCCCGUACCCGAUGACCCAGACCACACGAUCUACGUCUGGGUCGACGCGCUGACCAACUACCUCACCGUCACUGGCUACCCUCUCUCGCCGAAGGCGUGGCCAGCAGACGUCCACGUGGUGGGCAAAGACAUCCUGCGCUUCCAUGCGAUCUACUGGCCCGCCCUUCUGCUCGCUGCCGGUCUCCCCCCACCCAAGACGGUGCUGGCCCACGCACACUGGACCAUGGGCAAGGCAAAGAUGUCCAAGUCGCGCGGCAACGUGGCGAACCCCUUCGAGGCAAUUCAGCUGUUUGGGUUGGAUACGCUGCGCUUCUUCCUCAUGCGGGUAGGGGGGAGCUUCGGCAGCGAUGCGGAUUACAAUCCCAGUGUGUUGGUCGAGUACCAUCGGAAGCAUCUGCAGGGUCAGCUUGGUAACCUUUUGUCACGCAUUUGCGCACCCAAGAUCCAUGCUCGGCUGGAGGGCUUCCCCCAGGACGCAACGACCAACUGUCUCAUCCGACCGUCGAGAGAGCAACUCGAUCCGCUGAUGGACGCCGACGCCCUCGCCCUGUGCCAGAAUCUCGAAGCGGCCCUCCAGGAGUUGCCCUCCAAAGCGGAUAUGGGGAUGCACGCCUUCGAACCAGCCAAAACCCUCGAAGCCAUCUUCACCACCAUCGCUAUGGCCAACGAGCUCACCGCCCGCCUCGAACCGUGGUCCCCCCAAACCCCCGUGCCCGUGGUGGUGGAGUGCCUCACGCUCGUCACCGAGUGUCUGCGCAUCAGCGGCUUGUUGCUGCGCCCCUUCAUGCCAGGCAAGAUGGUCGAGCUGCUGGACACGCUCAAGGUGCCCCCCGAACAGAGGGUGAGGAGGAAGGAUUUGAUCGUCACGGAUGGCGAAGGGAGACUCGUCUCGCAUGUCGUGCAGCGGGGCAAGGGCGAGGGAAAGGCGAAACCGCUCUUUCCGAGGAUAGAAGUCGAGGUGUGA
Messenger RNA from Kalmanozyma brasiliensis GHG001, 1842 nucleotides. RefSeq names its product Methionyl/Leucyl tRNA synthetase. NCBI's taxonomy places the organism in Eukaryota, Fungi, Basidiomycota, Ustilaginomycetes, Ustilaginales. The coding region runs from base 1 to 1842 and encodes 613 amino acids. Gene Ontology annotation, biological process: methionyl-tRNA aminoacylation. The transcript has a single exon. The record is from RefSeq and is a predicted model, not a curated record. Gene Ontology annotation, molecular function: methionine-tRNA ligase activity; ATP binding.